This is a messenger RNA of Sorex araneus (European shrew), 5343 nucleotides long. It is a transcript of the gene ZBED4, whose product is annotated as zinc finger BED-type containing 4. Gene Ontology annotation, molecular function: DNA binding; protein dimerization activity. The record is from RefSeq and is a predicted model, not a curated record. The coding region runs from base 586 to 4098 and encodes 1170 amino acids. The transcript is spliced from 3 exons. NCBI's taxonomy places the organism in Eukaryota, Metazoa, Chordata, Mammalia, Eulipotyphla, Soricidae.
CCGGCGGCGUCGCGGGCGGCGGGCGGCGGGCGGCGGCGGGAGGGGCGCGGGGGCAGACAAAGCCGCGGCUAAUGAAUGGGAGCGCGUCCGCCCCGCGCUGCGCGUCGUCGGCCGCCGGCCGGGAGCCGCGCCGGCCCGAGCCCCGCGCGCGAGAUCCCCGGGCACCAAGCAGAGCGACAUGCAGCGCCCACUGCAGCGAUGACGGCCAGCACCAGUGCGUGGCUUCCUGUGGGUGGGCCCCGGCUCCUCCAGCUUCUGAACCUCUGCUCUGACCUCAUCAGGGUGACGGGUUGCUGACAGUGUCCGAGGCUCAUCAUGCGCUCGCCAGGACACCAGCCAGCCGCAGCUUGAGGAGCAGCCCCGUGGGCGUAGCCGUGUCUGCACUGGAGUGGGCCACAGAGCUCCCAGACAGGCCGUGCCUGUGAUGAGAUGCCAGGGUGUCACUGGUGCCGGCGGGCAGUGAGACGUGUGAAUGGCCGGAUUCGUAAACACCCCGAGAGAUAGAGCUGUUUGCAAAAACUGAAGCCCCUGCACGUCUGGACCCGUUUAGGAGAUGGCCACGAAGUAGAGUAGUUAUGGUCAGCCAUGGAGAGUGACCCAGAAACUGGUCCCAGAGAGGGUUGUGGCUUUCUGUCUGAUAAGAUCAGUUUUAAAGUCGAAGAGGAAGAUGAUGACGGGGUUCCUGAUCCUAGUCUCGGGGGAGGCUUUAAGCAGGAACCGGAAGGCAGGGGCCAGGUCGAUAGUGGCGAUGAGCAGCUUGAGGCCCAGGGCCCCAGCCAGAGCUGCGCGACCCGAGGGAAGCGCUCAUGCCCCGACAGCGAGGACGACUGCGGGGCCCUGUUCUCGCAGUACAGCAGCACCCUGUACGACGUGGCCAUGGAGGCCGUGGCCCAGAGCCUGCUCUCGGGCCGCAGCGCCAGCUCCAGGAAGAAAUCGCCAGCCUGGAAGCACUUCUUCAUCUCCCCCCGGGACAGCACGAAAGCCAUCUGCAUGUACUGCAUGAAGGAGUUCAGCCGGGGCAAGAACGAGAAGGACCUGAGCACCAGCUGCCUCAUGAGGCACGUGAGGCGUGCGCACCCCACCGUGCUCAUCCCGGAGAACGGGAGCAUGGUAGCCCUGGCCUCCUUCUCAGCCCCCUCGCUGCUGCUCCCGCCACAGCCCUCCGAUGGCGGCGACCUGAGCCCCAUCCUCUCUCCUGUCAAGCUUGCCCCCCAGAUGGCAUCCAAGAUCCCAUCCCCUGACCAGAUAGUGGAGGAGACCGUGUCUGUGGUCUCUCCUGACGAUGUCUCCUCUGACAUGCCCCUCUCUGACAAGUGUGGCCGGGAAGAAGCCCUGGGGGGGCCUUCUGCCCCCCUCCCCACGCUCCAUUAUGAAGAUGCACUGGAGAACGGGGCCGAGAGGAGCCUCCCCGUCCCUAAGAGUGCGGCGGGCUCUCGGAGGCGCUCCGCUGUGUGGAAGCACUUCUACCUGUCCCCCCUGGACAGCUCCAAGGCCGUGUGCAUCCACUGUAUGAACGAGUUCAGCCGUGGCAAGAACGGCAAGGACCUGGGCACCAGCUGCCUCAUCCGCCACAUGUGGCGCGCCCACCGCUCCAUCGUGCUGCAGGAGAACGGGGGCGGCCCCGGCAUCCCGCCCCUGCACUCCACGCCCCCCACGCUGCUGCCCACCCUGCCGCCCCCCGACACAGAGCCCAGCUCUGUGGCAUCCUCCCCAGGGAAGCUAAUCCCAGAAUCCCUGUCUGCGUCAUCCUCCCCUGACCGGCUGCCCGAGGACCUGCAGUCGAACCUGAACCCCGGAGAGGUGCUGCUGGAGGACGUGGUGGACGGGGUAGGGGAGACUGCACUGCUGUCAUCCCCAGAGAAGCAGCGGGGGGUCGGCCUGAGCCCUCGGCUGCCUGAGUCGGGCGCCGUGUUCCAGCAGAACAAGCGGGUCAUGAAGAGGCUCAAGUCCGAGGUCUGGCAUCACUUCUCACUGGCACCCAUGGACAGUCUCAAGGCCGUGUGCAGGUACUGCAGCUGCAUUAUCAGUCGGGGGAAGAAGGGGGACGUGGGCACCAGCUGUCUGAUGAGACACUUGUACAGGCGUCACCCUCAAGUUGUCGGGAACCAGAAGGGUUUUCUAGGGGCCAAUCUGGCCAAUUCUCCGUAUGCUACUUUGGCAUCGGCAGAAAGUUCCUCCAAAUUAACUGCCUUGCCAACAGUGGUCACAAAAAAUAAUCAGGUUGUGUUUCCUGUCAACAGCAAAAAGACCUCAAAGUUGUGGAAUCAUUUCUCCAUCUGCUCCGCAGACCCCACUAAAGUGGUGUGCUUGCACUGUGGCCGGACCAUCAGCAGGGGCAAGAAGCCGACCAACCUGGGCACCAGCUGUCUCCUGAGACACUUACAGAGGUUCCACGGCAGCGUGCUGAAGCCCGACGUCCCUGCGACCGCCCGGCCCUCUUCUCCUGUGCUCCCCGGCCCCCUGAGCACUGAAGGGCCAGGAGCUUCCUCCUUCAACACCGCCACCACCACUGAAAAGUUUUAUGAUUCUCACCCAGUUGCCAAAAAGAUCACGAGUCUCGUGGCCGAAAUGAUUGCCCUUGACCUCCAGCCCUACUCUCUCGUAGACAACGUCGGCUUCAGCAGGCUGCUUGGGUACUUGAACCCGCAGUACUCCUUGCCCUCCCCUGCCUACUUCUCCAGAACCGCCAUCCCCGGCAUGUAUGACAGCGUGAAGCAGAUCGUCAUGGCCCGUCUGAAGGAGGCCGAGAGCGGUGUGGUUCAUUUCACCUCGGGGGUCUGGAUGAGCAGCCAGACCCGGGAGUACCUGACACUCACUGCCCACUGGGUCACCUUUGAGUCCUCCGCCCGGCCCCACUGCGAGGACCACCACGGCUCAGCCCUGCUCGGCGUGUCUCGGGUCGACUGUGACUACAGCGGCAACAGCGUCCAGAAGCAGCUGGAGUGCUGGUGGGAGGCCUGGGUGACAGCCACCGGCCUGCAGAUCGGCAUCACGGUGACCGACAACCCCAGCGUGGGGAAGACACUGAGCGAGAGCGAGCAUGCGAGCGUGCAGUGCUUCAGCCACACCGUCAGCCUCAUUGUCAGCGAGGCCCUCAAGAGCCAGAGGAUGGUGCAGAACCUGCUGAGCAUCGCCCGGAAGAUCUGCGAGCGGGUGCACCGCUCUCCCCGAGCCAAGGAGAAGCUGGCCGAGCUGCAGCGGGAGUACGAGCUGCCCCAGCACCACCUCAUCCAGGACGUGCCCUCCAAGUGGAACACGUCCUUCCGCAUGCUGGAGCGGCUCGUUGAGCAGAAGAGAGCCAUCAACGAGCUGUCGGUCGAGUGCGGCUUCCGAGAGCUCGUCAGCUGCGACCAGUGGGCAGUCAUGCAGUCCGUGUGCCACGCCCUGAAGCCCUUCGACGCGGCCAGCAGGGAGAUGAGUGCCCCCGCCUCCACGCUCAGCCAGGUCAUCCCCAUGAUCCACAUCCUCAGCAGGAAGAUCGAGAUGCUCUUUGAGGAGACCAUGGGCAUUGACACCAUGCUCAAGUCUCUGAAGGAGGCCGUGGUUAGCCGCCUGGCUGCCACCCUGCGCGACCCCAGGUACAUCUUUGCCACGCUGCUCGACCCCCGAUACAAAGCCUCUCUGUUCUCCGAGGAGGAGGCCGAGCAGUACCGGCAGGAUCUAAUCAGGGAACUCGAAAUGCUGAAUUCUACCUCAGACCACAUGCCUAUCCGCAAUGGGCGUGACCCAGGUGCCCCGCCUCAGGGGCCCUCGGGUGAGGAGAGCCUGUGGUCCCUCGUAGCCACGGUGAAAAAGCCGGGCCCGCUGGACAAGGCCCCGUUGCCUGAGGACAUGGUGCUGGCCUACCUGGCGGAGGAGGUGCUGGAGCACAGCUGUGACCCCCUCACCUACUGGAACCUGAAGAGGGUGGCCUGGCCCAGCCUCUCCACGCUGGCCAUCCGCUUUCUGGGCUGCCCCCCGAGCAUCGUCCCUUCGGAAAAGCUCUUUAACACGCCCUCCGAGCACGGUGGCUUCGGCCAGUCCAGGCUCAUGAUGGAACACUUUGAGAAACUCGUCUUUCUGAAAGUAAAUCUUCCCUUAAUAUACUUCCAGUAUUGACUCUCAGAUGGAGCCACCAGACUGGAAGUACCGGUGCUCGGUAGGCACCAGCUGUUUGCCUGUGCGGCUCCAGCCUGGUCACUCAGGUCCACGGGGGCCGCUUGCCCAGCCGCUGCAGCAUCUGCUUGUGCCUUAUUCCUCGUGGCCAGGCCCCCUGGCCUCCCCGAGUGUGCUCGCACACGUCCACUAGAGACGGCCUGUUACAUCCAUUAUGAAAUAUGAUGAUCAGGUUCUGAUUCGUAACUGUCGAGUUUUUUAAAAGUUGAGGGUUAGGGUUUGCUGUACUAGAGUGGCAGAGGAGAUGUAAGCAGUUUUAUUCUGUAGGCUUUUUAUUCCAAUUAUGUAAAACCCUCAAAUCAGGUACUGUAUUUUACUUAAAAUUGCUUUAAUUGCAACCAAACAGCCUUGGCAGCUGUGGAAUGAAAUCUGUAAAUAGGAGGUGGAGUCCAAGCCAUCCUGACUCAGCAGCGUGGAGCUGCAGGCGCCUAGUGUGUCGAGGACAGAAUAUUCCAGAAGGGAACUGUUUACUACUACAGGGACAUGGCAUUCGAAGACAGACCUACAACCACGGUGUGCCCCAGAACGCCCGUUCUGUGGUGAUUCGGUAAAGAGGAUUUCCCCAUUUCCUGUUUUGCAUUCAGGUUUUCCGUGGUCAGUGAACUCAGAGAAUCCCACCCUGGGUAGCGGCCCCUGUGGUGCAGGUUCUCCAGCCAGCAGGGCACGUCACGCAGUCCCAUUCCCCAUGGCCAGUGGCCAAGCCCCUGGCUCUGUGUCUCUCCACUGUGAAGCCAGCUUCUGAGUCGGUGCCCUCGCCCCCAGUUUGAUCACAGCCCUGGAUAGGAAGCUUUCUCCCCGGGGCGGCUGCUUCGGCGGGACGAGGGCAGCACCCUGACCGUCCAAGGGCAGCUGUAGAUGUUGGACUUUUUUUUUUUUUUUUUUUUUUUUUUUUUUUUAACUAGGGAAGAUCCAGCCAUCUUCUGGGAUAGCUUAGAAUCCCAAGGAUAUCAAAAUGAAGUAUCACUUGUCAGAUUCUUUUAACAACAGCCCGUCUUCAGAGUUUCAUCUAGAAACGGGUUUGUUGUCUCAUUUCAAACCAGUUAAAUAUUCCAGGUGAAACGAGUCACUUUUGCCUGUGACCUUUUAGAAAAGUUUUGGUAAAAUGCUGUAUUAUUAAUCUGAACUUGAGUGUAUUUAUAAAUGGUGAACGCAGUUUCUGAAAUUAAACUUUUUAUUUGUCAUUUUCUA